UUACCAGCUUGAACGCGCUCAUUAAUUUCCGGAAAAGGCGCAAGCGCGUUUUUCCAGCUCCGCAAAGCUAUUGAAAGCUAUACGUUUUCUUAGGCCGGCCGCUUGAUGGCAGCUCUUAUGUUAAAAAUGUCAAGUGCAGAAGUUGUGUCAUGGUGAUCAUGACAUUCGUGGUGCCUACGGUCUGUCUAAUUAUCCUCGAUAACCUCGAUUGACAGCGCAUUCAUUUCGGCGAUCGACACGUAAACACAUUUUUGUAAUCUUCAACGCACAGCGGAAUGAGUUCCAGCAUCCUUACCGCAAGAGCAGAGGAAUAUUUUUAUAGCAUAAAUCCUCUAGCACGAAGGAUCGGCGAGGAUAUAACCGCAACGAAGGAAGCCUACGAAGGGCUAUGGAACACCUUGAGCACAGCGGAGCGCAACCAAGCCAUCAACGAGACCAUAAUUCAGCCCGAGGUAGCCUUGAAGUACACCCUGAAGAAGGUCGAGUUAACAAAGGAGUUACCUGAGUGGUUUCCAAAACUGCGCAUACAAACUGGAAUGAAAUAUGUCAUAGACGAAACCGGUUCGACACUACGAUGGCGGGAUGAGCACUCCGCGCCAUUUUCGUUUAUGACUCAAUCACAGAUGAAUCUCAGUCUGAUGGACUCCAACGAAGAUGCGAAGUCUAGGUCAAUGAAAAUCCACUUCGGAGAACUGCCGCAUUUUUCUAGCCCUGCGAAAGCGCAAAGAAACAAUUGUUCGCCAAAUGACAGUUACAGCUCCGCACAUCAAGUCAGUUGUUAUCCAUCGGAUUGUUUCACCAGCGAUUUGUUCGACAGCGAUCAGUGCAGUGACUUACUGACAAAUGUAAUCGACAGCGAACACUCUGACAGUAUAUUUGCUAAACUCAUCAAUAAGACCUCUUUAUUGAAGUUACAAGGUAACGUCGAGGACGAUCUGGAGAGUUUGGUGAGAGAUUCUGAUACAGACAAGAGUCAAUCGAAUACUACCUUAGUGGUGACGUCGCGAACGAAAUCGAGCGACAUAAACGAAUCGACCGCUCUAUUAGAGACACCCAGUUCCUACAGUAGCUUUCAGUCAUCCCAACUGAAUCAAGAAGAGGAAGAGAGGAGUAUACCAAAGACUGGAUUUGAGUUUCUUGAUAAUUGGUAAAUUUAUUCCGAAAGAAAUUUUUCCGAUUUAAUUUUUUUUUAAUGCUCUUCUAUUAAACAUAAAAGAUUUCCAUAAUAUCCUAAGAACGUACGUUGCAUAUGCUUAGCAGAUGUUUGAAUAUAUUUAAUUAUUCUAUUGCUGUAUGUUGUAUAAAAAUAUGCAUGCGCGUGUUUUAUAUAAAAGUAUAUGCGUGAAAAGUGACAGAUUAUUUUUGCAGUGUAGAGUCUUUGAUAGGAUUUUUUAUGCUCAUAUUUUACAAUGCCUUGUCUUAUUUCUACUGGAUACCAUUUACAAUUUACAUGACCGCUCAAAGAGUUAAAUAAUGAAGACUGAAGAAGAAUAAUUUCUCUCUCCAAAGAUAUGUUCCCAAAGAUUUUAAUUUUACUUAGAUAGACUGUAUGAUAUAAUAUAUCCUUUGAAUAACGUAACCAAUAUUGAAUAAUGUAACCAAUUUAGAUUUGUUAUCUUUUUAUAGCAUUAUAUUUUACAGUAUAAAAAAAAUAUAUAAUACGUGCUUACGAACGGAUAGAUAUGCUUAAUGCAUGUCGCAAGUCUGGUCACUAUUUACAAGCAAUAAUUUAUCUCUUGAAGAUUUAUAUAAAUUGUCUUGUCGAUUGUAUGCCAAUAUACGUAUAUCACAUGAA
Molecule: messenger RNA, 1795 nt
Organism: Wasmannia auropunctata (little fire ant)
Lineage: Eukaryota; Metazoa; Arthropoda; Insecta; Hymenoptera; Formicidae
Exons: 3
Coding region: 276-1151 (291 amino acids)
Source: RefSeq, a predicted model, not a curated record